Molecule: messenger RNA, 1194 nt
Organism: Moesziomyces antarcticus
Lineage: Eukaryota; Fungi; Basidiomycota; Ustilaginomycetes; Ustilaginales; Ustilaginaceae
Exons: 2
Coding region: 1-1194 (397 amino acids)
Source: RefSeq, a predicted model, not a curated record
AUGCCCGAGCGUGUUGGACGCAAAGAAAAGAGGUGGAAUGAAGGCACUUCAUGGGCGGGCGCGUGUCAGGCUAACCUCGAGCAGCUGUCACGGCGGACCGGCGGCAAGAGUGCAGCCUGCAUCCUCACCGCCAAAUCCAAGAGAGAAGCAGAGCAACAACGUGCGCGUUCCAACUCAGCUGUCGGCAGCCUGGCUCGACAUUUCGCUUUCGUCCGAAAAUCCGCAGAGCCCUCCACCUCGACCCUGAAGCACGGAUCGCAGCAUUCCUUGCAAGGCUCAGUCAGGAGGACCCUUUCCAUCCACCACAACCUCAUCUUCCACCUCGACCAUCCCUUUACCUCCAUCUCGACACCCUCACCACCCCCUCCGUAUCUACAACUCAACAUGGCGUGGAACGACGAUCUGCUGCUCAAGGUGGCCAACAUCGCGUCGUACGCGCUCUUCACCUCGGGCAACGUGUACGCGCAGCUGCAGGGCACGGUGGUUAGCGAGACCUACCUCACCCCCUCGCGAUGGAUCUUUGGCGUAUGGCCGUUUAUCCACUUCCUCUUCCUCGGCAUGAUCAUCUAUCAGUUCACCGAGGCUGGGUCGGCACACGUCGUUCGUGGGAUUGGAUGGCGUUUCCCCCUGCUGUGCAUCCUCAACGCCGCCUACUCGGGUCUUUCGUCGGCUCAGCUCAACGCCCACCAUGACCGCGUAUACGCCAUCGUCGCGUUCGUGGUGAUGCUCCUCAUCGCCGCUACCGUCAGCCACUGCUACCGUAGCCUCAAGGUCCACCACACUGCAAGCAACCUCGCCGACACCGCGGUGGUGCAUCUGCCCUUCAGCCUCUACCACGGCUUUGUCGUCGUUCUCCUCUUCGUGUCCGGUUUCGAGGCGUUUGGCGUGAAUGCAACCACCCACAAGGCCGGCAUCAUCACCAAGAUCGUCGUAUUCCUCUCGUUGCUCUUCCUCGAAUCGACCGCAGCGGGUUACGUGUGGUACUCGGAGGGCGACGUGGCCGGUGCGGCUGUCAUCAGCCUCUCGCUCCUCGCCAUCUUCCAGCACCAAACCUCGUCCAAGUUCAUCCACUGGUCCGCCCUCGCCUUCUUCAUCAUCAGCCUCGUCGCCGUGCUGCGCGCCGUCAUCGCCAUCUUCACCAACCGCAACACCACCGCCAUCUCCGACGAGGAACGUGCCCCCCUCGUCGGCUAA